Ogataea philodendri is the source of this 288-nucleotide messenger RNA. RefSeq lists its product as uncharacterized. Gene Ontology annotation, biological process: poly(A)+ mRNA export from nucleus; positive regulation of DNA-templated transcription; regulation of transcription by RNA polymerase II. The coding region runs from base 1 to 288 and encodes 95 amino acids. Gene Ontology annotation, molecular function: transcription coactivator activity; chromatin binding. The record is from RefSeq and is a predicted model, not a curated record. Gene Ontology annotation, cellular component: nuclear pore; DUBm complex; SAGA complex. Lineage: Eukaryota; Fungi; Ascomycota; Pichiomycetes; Pichiales; Pichiaceae. The transcript has a single exon.
AUGUCAUCCCAGGAUAUAAAGGCAAAGAUCGAGCAGGAAUUGAUAGCCUCGGGGAAAUACCAAGACAUAUACAAUUACCUCAAAAUCCAACUCGCAAAUUCUGGCUGGUCCGAACAAUUUUCCCAACUUGCUGCUGAAACCAUAUCCAACACUCCAGAAACCAAGGACCUACGAUAUGUCGAGCUUGUGGACAAACUACAGCCACAGGCGCUUCAGAUGGUCUCUGACAACGUUAAGACACAAACUUUAAUCAAAAUUAGAGAGUUUUUGGACUCGGUCAUAGAAUGA